CAUAAAGCAACGACAUAGGAUAGUGACUAGACGCAUCCUCUGCAGGUGGGAUCUGGGGAUCAGAAAGGGCUAGCGGGGACUUCAGAAGGAGGAAACAAGAACAUCAUGAAGACAGCAGGCUUUAUGCUCUUCGCCCUGACGCUAUUCUUCUAUAUGGAUUUUGUUACUGAAGCAAAAAAAGUACAGAUGCAUUGUGAUGGUCAGAUACAAGAACUCUGUACUCUGGAGUAUAAACCACGCUGUGGUUCGGAUGGCCACACCUAUGCCAACAGGUGUUUGUUCUGCAAUGCAGUUGUAAAGAGUCGUGGAAUGCUUAAGUUAAAGCACCAUGGAACAUGUGGGCAUAUUCCAGAGUUCAGGAAAAAUUAAGGCUGUACGUCCACUAAACUAAAAAACAACUACCAUCCCAGCUCACUUGGUCUCUUACUCAUCACAUCAUCAUAAUGAACGCCAUCUUUCUUUGCUUUUUCUCUAUUUUUUUCUGAGUAUGUCUUGUAAUAUGUAACAUUUUAAUUGGUUGUUUUAGUAAACAAGUAAGCAGCACAA
Molecule: messenger RNA, 546 nt
Organism: Candoia aspera
Lineage: Eukaryota; Metazoa; Chordata; Lepidosauria; Squamata; Candoiidae
Product: ovomucoid-like
Exons: 4
Coding region: 106-369 (87 amino acids)
Molecular function (GO): protein binding; serine-type endopeptidase inhibitor activity
Source: RefSeq, a predicted model, not a curated record